Molecule: messenger RNA, 240 nt
Organism: Knipowitschia caucasica
Lineage: Eukaryota; Metazoa; Chordata; Actinopteri; Gobiiformes; Gobiidae
Source: the annotation of a GenBank genome assembly
AUGGUCCGUGGUCAGACCCAGUCCCAGUCCAGUGACCGUGGUCAGUCUGGUGACCGUAGGGGGGGCGUGGUCAGUCCGGUGACCGUAGGGGGGGGGGGGGGGCGUGGUCAGUCGGGUGACCGUAGGGGGGGCGUGGUCAGUCCGGUGACCGUGGGGGGGGGGGGGGGGGGGGGCAUGGUCAGUCCGGUGACCGGGGGGGGCUGUGGUCAGGCCCUGAUUGUCGGUGAGUUUCCUCUGUAA